AAUCACUUAAAGUAGCAUAUAUACCAGCACUUUUUACACAACACUUCCAGUAUCAUACAUCUCACCAAACUAUGACAAUGAGCACCUCUCGUCCUCUGGAGAUUUACAUGCUCCCCUUCCUCUCCUUCAGCCACAUGAUCCCACUCUCCGAAAUCGGCCACCUCUUCUCCUCAGCCGCCCAAAAUGUCACCAUCCUCACCACUCCUCACAACGCUUCUUCUCUCCUGAAAAAAACCACUGACUCGCCUAAUUUCCGCGUCCAAACAUUUCCCUUCCCUGCUAAACAAGUCGGCCUUCCUGAUGGCCUCGAAAACUUUCUAUCUGCCAAAGACAUUCCUACUGCCUCUAAACUUUACGCUGCAAUGACUCUUCUUCAAGCAGACCUCGAAAGUUUCAUGAUCUCUAACCCUCCCGAUGUUAUAGUUUCUGAUAUGUUUUUUCCUUGGACCGCUGAUUUUGCUGCCAAAAUCAGCGUUCCAAGGAUCGUGUUUCAAGGGGUGUGCAUGUUUGCACAGACCCUCAAACACGAGGUUCGUAAAUCUGAUUCACCACAUCACAGUGUUGAAUCAGAUUACGAGCUUUUUGUCAUCCCAAAUCUCCCACACAAGAUCACAAUGACACGGUCACAGCUUCCGGACUAUAUACGAACCCCAAACGGGUACACUCAGCUAAUGGAACAGUGGAGAGAGGCUGAAUUGAAGAGCUACGGCAUCAUUGUUAACAACUUUUCAGAGCUCGACUCUGUGUACACUGAUUACUACAAAGAUGCUACGGGAGGAAAGAUUAAAAUCUUCCAUGUCGGCCCGACAUCGUUAUUAAACUCGAACAGCAAUAACAAGAUGGAGAGAGGCCAUGAGACAGUCGUCACUGACAACGACCGUCUCAAUUGGCUUAACGAGAAAAAUUUUAAUUCGGUGAUUUAUGUGUGCUUCGGGAGUGCCUGUGUGUUUCCUGACCUGCAGCUUAUGGAAAUAGCCUGCGGGUUAGAAUCAUGCGGGAAAGAUUUUAUUUGGGUGGUUUUCGGAAAGGAUGAGGAGAAGGAUGAUGACAUGAUUAAAUGGACACCCUCUGGUUUUUAUCAGAAUGUGAUUAAAACCAAGAGGGGCAUGAUCGUCAGAGGAUGGGCGCCGCAAGUGCUCAUCUUAAAUCAUCCGUCAGUGGGCGGAUUUGUGAGUCAUUGUGGAUGGAACUCUGUGAUUGAAGCUGUGAGCUGUGGAGUUCCAAUGGUGACAUGGCCUUUAUAUGCUGAGCAUUUUUAUAAUGAGAAGCUGUUGACUCAGGUGUAUGGGAUUGGAGUGGAAGUUGGGGCAGAGGAGUGGAACUUAUGGGUUGAUUCUGGUAAGAAAAUUGUUAGGAGGGAGAAGAUAGAAGAGGCUGUGAGGAAGUUGAUGGACGGUGAGGAUGAAACGGUGAAGGAGAUGAGGAGGAAAAUUGAAGAGCUUGGGGAUGUGGCUAAGAAGGCUGUACAAGAAGGUGGUUCUUCACACAAGAAUUUGAUGGUGCUGAUUGAAGAGCUGAAGAAACUCAGAGACCAGUGAAUUCUGGGACACCGGGUGUGUUUGAUGAGUCUUAUUUCUCAAAAAUAAAUAUUUCUUCCGAAUAUGAGGAAUCCAAUUGCAGGGUCUUUAUAAUGUGUGGUCAGUAACUACUUUUUACUUGGGUUAAAGAUUUUGAUUGGUCGAGAUUUUUAUGCAUGCAUGAGAUCAUCAUUAUUAAUGAAACUAGAGCUAACAGUAAUCUCAUUAUCUUCGGAAUAUGUAGAACAAGGAGAGAGCAGCCUAAAUGGUCAUUAAACUUCUUACUUGUUUUCAA
Molecule: messenger RNA, 1812 nt
Organism: Daucus carota subsp. sativus
Lineage: Eukaryota; Viridiplantae; Streptophyta; Magnoliopsida; Apiales; Apiaceae
Product: probable UDP-glucosyl transferase 73B6
Exons: 1
Coding region: 72-1538 (488 amino acids)
Molecular function (GO): UDP-glucosyltransferase activity
Source: RefSeq, a predicted model, not a curated record